AUGAUUAGCAAUUCAAAAAGCAGCAAUGCUUAUACUGAGCUUAAAUUAAAAGAACUUAAGUUCUUUAAACUCAAAAUUGCUAACAUCAAAUCAAGAAAACUUGUUUUGGAAAGAAGAAGCCAAAAAUCAAAUGAGCUUGAAUUUUAUGGCAGCAACAAUAUAAAACUAGAUAAAUUAGAAACACUUAAAGAGAGCUCAGAAAAAAUAUUUUGAAAUAUAAAAACUUCUUAUCAAACAAAUUGAAAUUUGAUAUAUUUAUUUAAAACAGAAAAAGAAAUUAGGGAUAUUUAUUCUAAAUAUAUUGAAGCUUAUAACGAUUACUCUAGAAAAAUUAAUGAAAUGAUACAAAGCCUAAAAGCUAGUUCUUCUUCUUAUAUAUAUGAGGAUACUAAAUAUCUUUAUUUAUUUGAUAAUAUGGUCUGUGGCGUUGAAUUGAUUCAAUUUGAUAUAGAAAAAUCACAGCAAAAGAAAAUAAAUAUUGGCUUUGAUAAGAUAGUAAUAAAUGAUAUCAUGACAGUCCUCCUUCCAAACAAUGAAUUAUUUUUCUUAGGAAUAAAUAAAAUAUAUUGUAUCGCAUGCACCAUUGACUUAAAUUCAUACAAAAUAAAACGAGUUUUACCUUUAACCUACUAUAACUAUAAAUCAGGAAUAUUUAUUACCAUCGCCAGCGAAGUGUCUAUAUUAUUGGAGGAAAACCCCUUCACAAGAUCUUCUGAAGAAAAGACUCUCAUUCAAAGAUUUGAUUUAAUUUCGAAUAGAUGAAUAGUUCAGCCAUCAAUCCCAAAUCUAUUGACUUCAUUUUCUGCAGUGCCUUUUAAAACCAAAGUCCUUAUCGCAGGAAGCGAGUCUAAAAACUAUAUAUACGAGUACGACAUAUCUUUAGAAAGUUUUUCAAAAAUAGAUUUCAGAUUAGAGAAUACCAGAAUUUUACUUCUGACUGGAAAUUCAAGAGUUUAUUUAUUAGAAAAUGAUGGAGUAUAUGGGAAAGCGAACCCUAUAGCGAAUAUGUGUGAAAUAAAAUAG
Molecule: messenger RNA, 1023 nt
Organism: Blepharisma stoltei
Lineage: Eukaryota; Ciliophora; Heterotrichea; Heterotrichida; Blepharismidae
Source: the annotation of a GenBank genome assembly